Messenger RNA from Hemicordylus capensis (graceful crag lizard), 6669 nucleotides. Its product is annotated as rho GTPase-activating protein 20-like. Gene Ontology annotation, biological process: regulation of Rho protein signal transduction; signal transduction. Bases 158 to 3634 code for a protein of 1158 amino acids. The record is from RefSeq and is a predicted model, not a curated record. Lineage: Eukaryota; Metazoa; Chordata; Lepidosauria; Squamata; Cordylidae. Gene Ontology annotation, molecular function: GTPase activator activity. The transcript is spliced from 15 exons.
ACAGGCAGGCCAUGCCGAGGAGUUGCUCCAGUCCCUCAGCCCUGCGCUCAGGGCAGGACGUCCAGCAGCUGCCCCCUCCCACCAGGACUGACAGAGGCGCAUGGGGGGCUGAAAAGAGCACGAUGCCUUCUCCGGGGGUCUCGCCUCUCUCCCUCUGAUGGUGGGCAAGCCUGCGAGGUUGUGGAUAACACCAUGCGCGCUGCAGAGAGCCAGGCCCCCAGUCCUCAGGAUGACUCCUCAGCAGAGAGCUAACCAGCUGCCACCGGGGCAGAGGGAAGAGGAUGUGACGGCCAGGCCUCUCCCACAGGAGUGGAGCAAGAAAAUGAAGCCCAUCGUCCAGAGGCGGCGCUCGACCUCUUCUGCCCUCAGCAAAGCUCUCAGCAAGUCCAGAUCUCAUGCCAGCAGGGAAAUUGUUUUUAACACCUCCCAUCCAGAUAAUGGGUUGCCAGCCAGGGCCUUUGGUAACCCAAACUCCAUUUUCAUUCUGGACGACCGUGUGCAGCUUACCACAGGCCUACAGACGCAAGAGAGACAUUUAUUUCUCUUCAGUGACACACUGAUCAUCGCCAAGUCCAGAUCGUCCUCCAGCUUGAAGCUGAAGAAACAGUUGCGCCUAAGUGAGGUGUGGACAGGAUCCUGCCUCAGUGAAGUGUCUGAGAAAAGGAUGAGCCCAGAGAAUUCUUUUGUCAUUGGCUGGCCCACCACCAACUACGUCGUCACAUGCAGCUCACCCGAAGUGAAGGAAAGGUGGCUGUCCAUGCUGCUGUGGCACAUCAAUGAAAUGAAGCAGAAUGAAUAUCCGAAAAGUCUGUCCAUGCAGAUUCUGUUGAUGGAUGGUGACAACAGCUCCUCUAAUACCACAGUGAGCGUCUCCAACAUGGAAUCCACAGAUGACAUCAUCAAGAAGACGACUCAACAGCUGGGACUUCCUGGCAGACCAAGUGACUAUCACCUUUGGGUAGUAUCAGGAAGGGAUGAUCCUCCAUACCCUCUUAUUGGUCAUGAGCAUCCUUUCAGCAUAAUCCUCAGCUGCCUCCGAGACUCUCUGGACCAGCUCCAAGGAAGCAACCACAGCAUCCUGCUGACAGAUGAACAUGAAGCUUCUCUCCUGGACCAGCUCCCCAGGGAUAGGCAGUGCCAGUUCAUCCUGAAGCCCAAGCCCCAUGCUCCAGUGCAACUACGGAGAGAAACUUUGCAGAAACAUACAAAGAGGAAGAAAUCCUUGAUCGACUGGGCUCUUCGCCGAAGUACAAGCACCCCAACUGGCAGCCCGGCAUCGCAGUCCCCAACCACCCCACGGAAGCUCUUUGGCCUGUCUCUUACAUCCGUUUGUCCUGAUGGGAGCCUUCCUAAGCCAAUUAUGGACAUUCUUCAGCUCCUGUAUCAUGAAGGCCCGUCCACAAGGGGCAUCUUCAGGCGCUCGGCCAAUGCCAAGAUCUGCAAGGAACUGAAAGAGAAACUCAACUCUGGAGAUGAUGUCCAGGUGGAUGGUGAAUCUGUCUUUGUAGCUGCAGCCGUUAUCACGGAUUUUCUGCGAAAUAUACCUGACAGUGUUCUAUCCUCAGACAUGCACAGGCUUUGGAUGGAGGCCAUGGAUAAAGAAAACCGAGUGCAUAAGGUUGAAGCAAUCAAAAGUUUAGUGAAUCAGCUUCCGGAAGCCAACCUCAUUUUGCUGAGGCACCUCUUUGGAGUCCUGCAUCACAUUGAGCAGAAUUCCAUGGAGAACCAGAUGAAUGCGUUCAACUUGGCUCUCUGUAUUGCUCCCAACAUGCUCUGGCUUCCCAGCCCCACUGGCCCCGAGGAGGAAAGCAGAUCUACAAAGAAGGUGGCCAUGCUGGUGCAAUUCUUGAUUGAAAAUUCAGCCGAAAUCUUUGGAGGGGACGUUGCUUCGCUCUUUCAAAGACCACAGAAGGAGAAGGCCCGAAGUGUGGAUGAUUUACUGGCUCAGCACGAUUCUUCUGACGAAAUGGAAUUUGCUGCUUCGUACCGGGAAAGAGCAAAGCCGCGGUUUGUGCUGGAGGCAGGCGAUGGCCUCUACAGCCCAUCCAGCGGGUUCCUCCUCAGUGAGGAGCAAGAGGACUGGGACCUCUUCAGCGAAAUCACCGCUUGCUACCAGAGCAAGGCCCGCAAGAACGCCAGUGCCGACAGCUACGACCUGCUGGCGGAGGAGGAGGGCUCCUUCCGCUCCGCCGGCUCCAUCUGCUCGCUCAGCCCCCCCCGGAACCGGUGCUCUUCGGAGCCCAGCGUCUGCCUCAGCUCCCAGCUCCCCGGCCAGGACCACGAGCCAGUGGCCCGGCAGUCCAGCUGUGACGCCACCAUCAUGCACAGCCACGGCGACUACAUCCGCAGGCUCCAGCAGCUGCAGCUGGAAAGCCAGAAGCUCCUCGAAGAAGGCCUGAGCCCCGGCCCGAGGAGAGCCAAACCGGACUGCUGGAGAUCCCCUCCAAGCAGCCUCCUGGGGGGGAAGCCCAGCCCCCACAAGGCGAGCCGGUCCAACCGGUCCAGCUUCUCCAGCCUGUCGUCCACCACCACCUCCCCGUCGGCCUCCUCCUUGAGCUCCCUCGACAGCGCUUUCUCCUACUGCUCCGAGUCCUCUGCCUUCAGCCCCGCGGACGUCUCCUCCCUGCCGUUCAUGUUUGGCACCUCCGCCAGACUCCAGACCUUGUCCCCAAAGACGGCCAAGAGGUCCCUGAAGGAGUGGCACAAACCCUGGACUUCCCCUCUGCCCCUGAGCCCUGGCGACUUGGACUUGUGCCUUGAGGAUGAGGGGCAGGGCCGAGAGAGCAGCUGCUGCAGGGAAGGGGGGGCCAAGGACUUUGGGCCCAUCCCCAGCCAUGCCUUGGGGAGCCCACUGCGUGAGGACAACUGGGGCGAAGGCGGGGAGGAGGCCAGGCCCACGGAGCCUCUCUCCCACACGCUUGGAAGCGGCUGUUCCGGAAGGCCAGAGGCCAAGGCUCCCGCGCCAAAGAGCCGGCAGCAAGUUCAAAGGGAGAAAUCCGUGAAACACAUAGAGAUCAAAGCCACGGAGGGGGCUCCACGCAGUCAAGAAAGCCUGAAACGCACCAAGAUCACUGUCUACAUGGCCCCCAAGGAAAGAAGCCCGAGUCAGUCUCCGGUUGGACAAGACGACGAAGAUGUGGCCACGAGCACCGGUAGCACCAGCUCAGAGGGCAGCAGCAACCCCGGGGCCUCCAAGAGCCUCCAAACUGUACGCGUUCACAUCCCCCAGACAGUGUUUUAUGGGCAGAACACUCCUUUGGUGCUCCAGUCCCUCUCUAGGAGGUACCACCAUGAAUCCAUGAACCGCCCGCCACAGGUGACGCUUCCCCCAAGUGCUCCGCUCGGGGAAGAAGCGGGACACCCAGCUCAGCAAACGCACACCACACACCUCAGCAAGGCCGGCAACAGCAGUACGUUCAGCCACACCUUCCACAUCUUCCUGCCAGCCUCCAUCCGCAAUACCGUCCGUGAGUACUUCGGCCGUGAUGGCCACCAGGACUAUUGCGUGGACGAUGCAGAAGCUGUGGAGAAUGAACUGAUCCGGAGCAGGGCCGAGUGGCUGAGGGGCCAGCCCCACACGGGGGCCCCCGCCGAGGAGCUCAACUUAAUAUUUGCAGAAGAGACUUUUGUCUAGGAGCACCACAGCUGUCGCUCGUGACAGCUCCUUCAGUUCGCUUUCUAUAUAGGGAGGUUUUGUACAUUAAAGUGUUCUGUAAAAUACUUACCUAGGGGUGAACAAUGCCACUGGCUGCCUCAGCUGACACACGUGUAAAGCAAACGCCAGUGUGUCCUUCCAGUGUGUCCUUCCUACGAUUGGCUUCUGUCUCCACUAUUUUUUCCACUCCCCAAAACAAAGAAAGAGGGAAAGAAGCAGUCUUCACUUGAGGCUGCAGGCCAGGUGAAGCGCUGAGCAUCCUGCCUGGUGCUCAAGAGAGCUCAUGCCGUUUCCAGAUUUUUCUACUGGCUUUGCCAGAUGUUACUGAGAAGGGAGUGGGUGGGAAGUCACUGGACCAGGUCACAUGAAAACCUUGCGCUUGGCUCCACACCAAAGGCCACAGUGAACACAGGGAGGCUGAGGGUAAAAGGAAACCGCCCUUCUAAGGGCUGGGGUGUUGUUGUUUCUUUGCCACACUGACAAACGUCACACAAAGGUGUUGAUGGUGGUUUGCUCACUAACACAAUGGCCAGUGACAUUCAAAAGGGAAGUUUCACGGCCAUUCAACCAGUCCAGAUUUUUCUUUCCGGUCUAUGUUUCUGCAUUUUCCCUUCCUUCCUCUUGUAGGAUGUUGCCUUUAGUUUUGUUUAAAGUGGUCUUAGUCUUUGUUGAAUGUGUAACCUUCCAUGAGUCCAUGCUGUAAAGAAAGGCAGGCAAGAAAUGCCCAAACCAGCCAACAGAAAACUCUAAAUGCAUUUAUGUGGGAGGCAAGAGACUGAUUUUUAGUGGAACUUACCUCCAAAUACAACCAGUGUUCCCUCUUAACAGGGAUUCCCAGAUGUUGUUGACUACAACUCCCAGCAUGCACAGCUGCAGUGGCCUUUGGCUGGGGAUUCCAGGAGUUGUAGUCCACAACAUCUGGGCAUCCCUGUUGGAGGGCACACUGGCCACAACCUUUUUCAUUUUUUAGAUUGGAUUUUCAAUGGAGUCUCCAAGAACUGAUCCUUCCUUGAUGUGAGCUGAGCGUCACAGUUCCACAGACACCUUUCAGUGUUCUAGAGUGGUUCUGAAAUAGGAUGCCCAGUUGUUGCUCUUAGCUUUCUUGAUAUGGCCUGCCUAUUCCUGUUGUGGACUUAAUGAAGGAAAAGAUUAAAAUAAAAGAAGUGUGUGUGUGCCUGAGAGAGAGACACAGAGAGAGAGAGCGGAAAAUUUCAGUGUUAAGUUCUUACUGGUUAAGGAUUCAAAUGAAUCCUUACCAUUCUCCCUAGAAUGGUUUGGUUUUGUGUGAUGUUGAAGGACCUGUGAAAGUAGUUGUGUGAAGCGGCUGAGUAUGUGACAAGGGAAGUGAGAUGUUGGUCAACUCAUCUUGGUUGGUUGACUUGGGAAAGACCUGAUCCUGUUGAAACUCUUUGGGGGCAUUUUUUCCAGACCGACCUAAUUUUAUGCAGUUUUCACUACUCAGGAACACUGCAAAUGGUUUUGCUUCAACACCUUAGCCGGUUUCUGCAGCUUGCCUUGAUCAAUGCUGCAUACUCCUCAGUUGCUUCAUAGGGAAGUUAGUACUUAUCAAACGGGCACUAACUUCCCUGCACUGUUCUGGUUUUUUAUGUUUGGACAAAUGUCAUAGAACAUCCCUCGUUUCAACUAUUCUGGUUUCUUUUCUCCUUCAUCAAAGCCUUUUAAAAAAUUAAGACGAUUUUGCACAGUUACUCCUGUAGUAGAGCUGUGUUGACAGUUUUUUCUGCUACCUUCCUUUUGAGGAGACAGAGAAAAGGUGGUUGGUUCGGCUCCUUCAUAGUGCCAUAAAAAAUCUCCCGUCCCACCCUUUUAAAAACGUUUAAUUUUUGUUUGUGCCAUCAAAGUUAUUGAUGGUUCUGUUUGCGCAUAAUCCAGAAUCUACAUUUGUGCAACAAAUGCACAAAAUACAAUGUGAGGACAAUCUGGAUGUGUAACAUGGCAGCUGAGGAGCUCUGGUCUGGCAUACCCCUGAGGAGCUUCUAAACAGACAGGUCAUGCCCUGGAUUUGGACAGACCCACAAUGCAUAGGGUUGAUUUGGGGGGAACCAGAAGAUGGCCCAUUGGCUGCCUUCAGAGAGAGCAAACUACUAUGCUGGUAGGGAAACUAUACAAGUGGCUCCUCAGUUUUAGUGGUGGUGUGCUGCAAAAUGCACCGGAUCCAAUGAACAACCUGAUCCUGUGCAUGUUUAUGCAGAUGGGAGUCCAACUGAGUAAGGCCACAGAGGAUGAUAGAUUUAAAGACACUGACAGGGCCCUGUCUUUCUGAAAAAGAGGGAGCCAUCUUUGCUUAGUGGAAGGAGAGAGAGAGAGAGAGAGGUGUUUUAUAAGCUGAGAAAAGUGCAAAGGCUUGAGGUGUUUGGAGUCCAGUUUGGUUGAAAAGCCACAGAAGGGUUUUCAAAGUUUGCUGUAGGCUGUACUGCAAGAACAGAAGAAAACCAGCUAUUUGCUUUAGCCCCUGGUUUGGGCCUUUUAACCGGAUCCCUAACAUUGCUCAUGGAGUCUUCCUGAGGAUCUUUCCUUUCCAUUAUUCUUAUUCUUAUUAUUUUUCUUAUCUUUAUGUCCUGCCUUUCUUCCACCAUGGAACUCAGGGCAGCUUAGCUGGGGUUCUCUUGCACCCAAAAGCCAAUGAGAGACCUUGUAAGGUCUUGGCCAUAGAAAUCGCCAUAAGGUUCCGCUAUUUAAUAUUAAAUUAAACGGGAAGAAAAAGAUGCCUUUAUUAGGGAACGCAUGUGAACAAGAGUCUCUCUUGUUCCACGUGGUGGAGAAUCCAUUUCUUGCUCUCUGUAGAGGACUUUCUCUUGCCAAUCGGUGUCUGCUUUUAUUCCUGCCUCAGUGUGGCGGCCCUUGUGUGACGGCAAGUGUAUACCUGGACUGGAUGCCCUACACCGCCCUUUCUCUUGCACUUACUCUCAUUAAAGAGACAGUCACAUUCUCUUUGCAUUUUUAAGCUACGGUUGUAAAUAAUUCAAUUAAAGAAACACGGUUUUAUUUGCCAA